CGCACACAGGUGCAGGUUUUUACCAACAUUAGCGCCUUGCUCAGCCAGCCGUGAGGCAGAGCUACGGUGUGCGCCAACGCUCCGGUGAACUCUCCUCCAUUGAAGCAGGCCACAGAUUUAACCGCCGACCGGAGCAGAUCCAGACAUCCACCGCCGAGCGGCUGCAACGGCGCUCGGAACAGGAGCGAAAAACACCACACGCAGAGAAAAUGAGCGCUGUUACCGGAACGUCCAGCGGGAGUAGUGCUGGCCCUCCAGCACCUGGCGGGAACGGACCCGUUGACAUCAGCAACUGGAACUUGUACGGGCGCUCCUCCUCUGGGAGGCCGGCUGUGUGGCUGGUUGGGCCGAUAGUCGGGGCAUGUACGGAGACGACCGCAAGGAUCCUCGUGGAGAUGGACCAAACGACUGUUGUGUGCAUGAACGCUUUCAUGGACGGGCGUAAGGUCGCCACCGUGUCCAAGGAGGUGAGAGCCAAGACCCCGACGGCGUUCAGCCUGAGGGGUUUCAAGCCGGGGAAGCGUAUCCGUGUCGUGGUGGACGUGGGGGAGUUCGGGCAGGAGCGGGAGGCUCGGUUCACGACGACGUCGGACAAGACGCUGUGGAAGAUCGGGGCCGUGAGCUGUAACUGCCACACGCACAUCGAGAAGUUGGGAUUGUGGGACCGCCUUUCUACCGUGGUGGGUGACGUUGACUGCGUGCUGCACCUGGGGGACCAGAUCUACGCCGACGAAGAUUUCGGCGCCAAGAGCGGCGGCAGCGUGCGUUUCGAUUCGGCGUGGCAGGCGUGCUUGACGAUGUUGGAGGACGUGGACCGGAGUGGGUGGGACGCCCUGCGGCCGCAGCUGCUGGAGUGCUACAGAAGAACAUACCGCAAAUUCGUGCGAGGCAUCGAGCAUGGUUCUUGGAACGGUCCACGACGGCCAGCUCAAGGGAUGCUUUUGUUCAGCACAAUGUUCUGGACAAGAAGCAUCCCUUUAAACAUGGGAACUUCCCCGUUCGUUGCCAAGGUUCUGGCGAGCACGGCGAACUACAUGAUCUGCGAUGACCACGAGUUCGUGGAUGACCUCGGGGACGAGCCGGAGCACAGCAACCACACGACGCCAGACUUUUACGUGGCUAGGGUGGGGUAUCAGGUGUACUGCGAGUACCAGAAGCAGCUCUUGAACGAGAUCGACGUGACGGAUCACACGCUGAGGCCAUUCUACGCGUUCCGACUGAGCCCCAAGCUAGGCUUCUUCAUGACCGAUAAUCGGGUCGAGCGUAGCCUUCACCGGUACGAGGAUGGCACCUCGGAGGCGGAGUGGAAGGACCGAGAGUUCCUGGGUCCGAAGCAGUGGACCCGCCUGGAGCAGGCGUUCCGGACGGACUUCGCGGACUGCGAGACGGUGCUGUUCGGGGCGCCCACCCCACUGGUCUUCAUCAGUCAGGCGGCGACCGGUGUCGCGGAGAAGAUCAUCGACGACGCCAGGGGCACCUGGGGGCACAGGAGGUUCAUCACGGAGCAGAAGGCUAUGACGUCUCUGUUGAGCAACUGGCAGACGGCCAAGCCCAACCGCGCCGUCGUGACGCUUGCGGGUGACGUCCACAUCGGGGGCUUCACGGACUCGUGGCACAACGAUGCGAGCGUGCCGCUGCACCAGAUGACCGCGUCUGCCGUGGGCAACACGCCGGAGAAGGACCUCGACAUCGUCAAGGAGAGCCUCCUGCGCGGGAUCAUGCACGCGGACGAGCACAUGUUCGAGUUCAAGGUGAAGCACCACGGAUGGAUCUUCGGUCCGAACUUCGGCGUGCUCGACAUCCAGCUCGCCACCGGGGGACGGCCGGAUAUCGCAAUGACUCUCGUGCCGCACGUGGGAGAUCCCAAGAUCCGGAACCUCGAGCUCGGAAACUCUAAGAUCAGCGUCACCAACCCAAACCAAUCGGACGCCUCCCGCGCUGCCCACGCCUGCGCGAAGACCUUGGACCAUUCCCCCCGCCGGCGUACCCGUGGCUAAGACCGGCUGCAGCUGCACGGUGUCUUGAUGAUAGGAAGGGCGACCGCCGCCGCCGCGGAUUCGCAGCUACACGGGUGUCUUGAUGAUGGGGACUGACUGCCGCCGCAAAAGGCUUCGUUUACGGACUGCCUUCCGCAGCAGCAACGAAGGUAGAUCGAGCGGUCAUGUGGCAAGCGUGUUGAUGCGAAGGAUGGGUGGCUUCUUCUUGCAGGCGUAGUGGCGUUUCGUCCGUGGCGUCAUCCAGCCGCCUCUUUGCUCUGUCCGACGCGGCCCGUUCCGUAAUGUAUAGUAGCGCUUUUUUUUUUGUGUCGCCGGUGUGGCUGAAUUCACUCCUGGCAGGUCUAAUAUGUCGAUGGUUUCUCGCAGUGGGGCUGGGAGUGCAUUCCCCGGGCUUGGUGGGUGGUGUGAUGCGUUCGUUGCCUGGUCGAGCCGACCGGCACCAUGUGUGUUUUGGUUGUUUUUCGAUGUGGCGCUGGUGGAUGACCAUUCACCGUUCGUACCUGCUAUUGUCUAGUUUUUUUGCUUUGGUUGUUUGAGAAAGGGGGAGGGCACACGGGAGAGGCAGACGCUGUGAGAGAUUUAUAGCGUUGAAGGAUGGAUCAACGCAGCCUUGGGGCCUUGAGGUUCUACAUACUGGCAGUGGUUCUGCAUCGAUCUGGCAUUGGGAGCUUGGAGGGCUCGGCCUCACUCGAACAGCACUAGCAUUGUAGGGAGGGGAGGGGUGUGAUGAGGCUCGAGGGCGCGAUGUUGGCUUAGGUGGAGUCACUCAAGCACCGGAAGCUACAAAGGGGCUCUGCGUGAUCACUCGAGCCUGGUCUCGACCCCCUUUUCACGGUGUUGUUGGCCGCCUCCCCCCCCCCCCCUGGGUUCCUCGUGGACAAACCGGGCGGGGUAACCGCUUUUUUGUCAGUCUUGUAAUCGGUACAACAGUUCGUCGGAGGUACGAUAGUGAAAAUAGUUAUUAUAGCUGGGUCCGUGCACGUUGCCGUAAGAUCCAUCGGUCUCGCGUUUGCUAGGCCCAUGGCUGGCUGUGGUGGUGUUAGAAAGGGCGCAGUAUCCCGCGUGCUUGUUGCGGUAUAGACGUAGGAGCACCUUUGAGUCUGGUACACUCGUCCUCAUUUAGGACGAACCUGAGCGAUUUUGUGUUCUACAGUAUGUCUAUGACGAGGUUCCACCUGAAAGGUGGCGAAUCAUGCAGACCGUCGAUCGAUCAAACACGCGUCGUAUUGUUUUUCAGUUUGACGUACCGAUGGCAGAGUGCUAUGCCAUGCGACGGAGCUGGAGUGAUGCGUGAGUUUUUGCACACUUUCGUCAGACGGCCCUUCCUGGGUUCUUCAAUACCUGCAUUGCGUCUGUGGUGCCUGGUGCUGCUGCUGCAGUUGAUUGUUGGUUGUUGUUGUUAAUGUUGCCGUUGUUGUCUUUUCAUACACUAAAAGAAAAACUUUCUGUC
Molecule: messenger RNA, 3447 nt
Organism: Ectocarpus siliculosus
Lineage: Eukaryota; Phaeophyceae; Ectocarpales; Ectocarpaceae
Source: the annotation of a GenBank genome assembly